Molecule: messenger RNA, 1317 nt
Organism: Purpureocillium lilacinum
Lineage: Eukaryota; Fungi; Ascomycota; Sordariomycetes; Hypocreales; Ophiocordycipitaceae
Product: glyceraldehyde-3-phosphate dehydrogenase 1
Biological process (GO): amino acid transmembrane transport
Cellular component (GO): membrane
Molecular function (GO): amino acid transmembrane transporter activity
Source: RefSeq, a predicted model, not a curated record
AUGGGCGACGCGGUUCCUAGAUCCGUCGUGGGGCUUUGCGAUAGAUACGCGUUACAGUGGCUCGUUGUAUUUCCGUUGGAAAUCGUCGCUGCAUCUCUAGCGAUCCGAUACUGGACCGACCAGCUGCCUAGUGGCGUCUCAGUGACCCUCUUCCUAGUUACUAUCAUAGCGAUCAACCUGUUUGGCGUCAAGGGGUACGGUGAAGCUGAAUUUGCGUUCUCUAUCAUUAAAGUUACCGCCAUUAUCGGGUUCAUCCUUCUCGGAGUUGUACUGAACUGCGGAGGUCCCCCCGAUCGUGGCUAUGUCGGCACCGAGUUCUGGCAUGAUCCAGGCGCGUUUAAUAAUGGUUUCAAGGGUCUGUGUACUGUGCUCAUCACAGCCACCUUCGCCUUUGGCGGCACGGAGCUUAUUGGUCUGGCCGCCGCGGAAACUGAGAACCCGCGGAAAUCACUCCCAACGGCAAUCAAGCAGGUAUUUUGGCGAAUCGCAUUAUUUUAUAUCAUUGCAUUGACGUUAGUGGGUCUCUUGGUCCGCUCCGAUGACCAACGGCUCAUUGACGCGACUAGCAAUGCAGAUGCAAAUGCCUCGCCUUUCGUUAUUGCCAUUGAGGACGCCGGCAUACAGGUGCUUCCAUCCGUCAUGAACUCCGUUAUCCUUAUUUCCGUCUUAUCGGUUGGAAAUUCCGCCGUUUUUGGAUCCUCACGAACGCUAGUCGCCUUAGCCAAGCUACACCAAGCACCGAAGAUCCUUGGCUACGUUGACAGAAAGGGCAGACCAUUGGUCGCUAUCGCACUGGCCGCGGCGUUUGGCCUACUCGCUUACCUUGCCAACCUUAACCAGAGAAACGCCGUUCUUGACUGGCUUCUUGCUAUUUCGGGUCUUUCGUUUGUCUUCAUAUGGGCGUCCAUUUGCCUCUGCCAUAUCCGCUUCCGACAAGCAUGGGCGUACCGCGGACGCAGCUUGGAAUCUAUCCCUUGUCGGUCCCAGAUCGGCGUUAUGGGCUCAUAUGUUGGCCUGGCAUUAAGCCUCUGUAUUCUUGUCGCGCAGUUUUGGGUCGGUGCCUUCCCUAUAGGCUGGGAAAGUAUGAGUUCAAGCAAUGUGGCGCAGAACUUUUUCCUAAAGUACAUGGGAGUUCCUAUUAUCACACUGCUUUAUGUCUCGCACAAGCUGAUGCUCAGGACAACGUACGUCAGGGUAUGUGAAAUGGAUGUUGAUACCGGACGAAAGGGCUUCGAUCUUCCGAUAUUGGUGGAGCAAGAAAAGGAGGAGCGUGCAGCAUGGCCCACGUGGAAGAAGCUUUACAAGUUCAUAUGUUAA